Molecule: messenger RNA, 1401 nt
Organism: Caenorhabditis briggsae
Lineage: Eukaryota; Metazoa; Nematoda; Chromadorea; Rhabditida; Rhabditidae
Exons: 4
Coding region: 1-1401 (466 amino acids)
Source: RefSeq, a predicted model, not a curated record
AUGGCUUGUGGAGAGAUAAUCGAGGUGAAUGAGGAGGAGAAGUUUGGGAUUGAAGAAGAUGAUGUGAAGGAUCUCAUCAACUCUAUCUUUGAAAAUGUUAUGAUUGGAUCAACUCCGACACUUCUGGAGCCUCUUGAUCACCUUAUCGAGUGUUUCAAAUUAAAUGGACCUCCUGGACUGGCCUACUCGGAAUUCUCCAAAUUCCAAUACUUCAUGGAAAAAAUGAGUCAAGCACUUCACGAAAAGCAUGUGAUUCCUGAUAUGAUACCAGCUAUCGGAUAUGGUAUAGCCGAGAAACUUGAAGCUGGAGGACUUCGUGUGCUGGAUGUCGGGUGUGGAAAUGGAUUUCACUCAUCAUUACUUGCUGAAAAAUACCCGACGACCCAAUUUGUUGGAUUGGAUAUUGGAAGUGAUGCCAUCCAGAAAGCCAAGGAACGCAAAACGAAAACUGGUACACUUUUCAAAAAUCUGGAAUUCGUCGAGUGCGAUGCUGGAAAAAUGCCAGUUAACUGGACGGGUUCAUUUGAUUUGGUGCUUAUUUUUUAUGCCUGUCGUGACCAGUGUAGACCGGAUUUGACACUCGCCAACUCUGGAUUCGAAGUUCUUCUAAACGGAAUGGUUGGUUAUCUGAUCGAACCGAUGAACCAGCUUAUCAACUGUUUCAAAAAAGAUGGACCCCAUGGACUUGAAUACUCUCAAUUCACCAAAUUCCAAGAAUUCAUGGCCGGCACUAAUCAAUCUGGAAAAAAGGAACACAUAGUGACUGAUAUGAUAAAAGCAAUUGAGAACGGUAUAAUCGAAAAGCUUGGAUCCGGAGAAGCACGAGUUCUGGAUGUAGGCUGUGGGAACGGAUUUCACUUAUCGUUGCUCGCAGAGCACUAUCCGAAAACUGAUUUCAUUGGACUAGAUAUUAGUAGUGACGCUAUAAAGCAAGCAAAGGAGCGAAAAAUGACGUCAGGAGAAUGUUUCGAAAACUUGAAGUUCCUGGAAUGCGACGCUGCCAAGAUGCCAUAUGCAUGGACAGAUUCUUUUGAUUUAGUACUCAUGUUCGAUGCCUGUCACGAUCAAUGUAGACCUGACUUGUGCCUUCAUGAAGUUCUUCGAGUUCUGAAACCCGAUGGAACCUUAGCAAUGAUAGAGAUUCGAGGAACUAGCAACGUCUAUACGGACAAGACUACAUUAGGUGAUAUGGCGACAAUGAUGUAUGGAACAUCCUUGUUUCAUUGUCUUCCCGUCGGCAGUAAUGAUGCAAAUGCGCUCUGUUAUGGUGCGAUGUGGGGUGAAAAACGGGCUGUGGAGUUGCUGAACAAGUGUGGUUUUCAAGAAAUUCAAGUCGUGGAAACGCCAUACUUCCCGAUCAAUGUGAUGUAUUGUGCGAAAAAAAUUAUUCAAAUUGUUUGA